Messenger RNA from Didymodactylos carnosus, 1014 nucleotides. The record is from the annotation of a GenBank genome assembly. Lineage: Eukaryota; Metazoa; Rotifera; Eurotatoria; Philodinida; Philodinidae.
AUGACUUGGAAAAAAUUUUUAUGCAGCAAAAUAAAUGAACAUCGUUUUCGAUUUAAUGGUCUAAUAGAAUCAACGAGAUUACCACAUAAACAAUGCUUAAGACAGAAGUUUGAUAAUAUUCUGAAAUACAGUCCCAAUGAUUUACCAUCAAAAGUUGAUUUACGAGAAGAAAUGACCGCCGUUGAAGACCAAUCACAAAUAGGAAGCUGCUCAGCUAACGCUCUAGCUGAAAAUCAUUCAUCAUAUGAAUAUUUGAUCAAAAAACAUACAGGAAGAAAUGAAGAUGUUAGUCGUUUAUUUAUUUAUUAUAAUAGUAGAGCACAAGAUGAUCUCUCAGCAGCCGUAAGUGAUACUGGUUGUAGUAUGACACAUGCUAUUGAAGCAUUAGAUGAACAUGGGGCAUGUAGAGAAUCUCAAUGGCAGUAUGAUAUUACUAAAGUUAAUCAACGGCCACCACCACCUGCCUAUACGGAAGCUAAAAAUUUUACAAUUGACGAAGCAUUACAAGUUAAGAUUGAUUUAUUUGAAAUGAAAUCAUGUAUUGCACAAGGUUUUCCAUUUGCUUUCGGUAUAAAAUUAUUUCAAUCCUUUGAUAAAGCAAGGGCAAAUGGUGCUGUACCAAUGCCCAGUUCAUCUGACACAAGUCGCAGCAGUCACGGAAAGCAUGCACUACUAGCAGUUGGUUAUUCUGAUACAUCUCGAGCGUUUAUUGUACGAAAUUCCUGGGGAGAGCGAUGGGGAGAUCAGGGAUAUUGUUACAUACCUUACGAUUAUAUGACAAAUAGUGAUUAUUGUUUUGAUGCAUGGGCUAUACGAAAACUUGAUAGUGAUGAUUUAGGUUCAGAUCAUUGGGAUAAUAACGAUGAAGUGAAUUAUCGAUCGAAUGAACAGGAACAAGACGAAGAUGAUGAUGGACAAGCUGAUAUUGAAGAAUAUGAAGAGAACGAUGAUGAUGACCGAGGUGGGGAGGGAGGCAGGGAUCCCUCUUCACAGAGUGACAAUCAAGACGGAUAG